Messenger RNA from Meleagris gallopavo (turkey), 2153 nucleotides. It is a transcript of the gene GET4, whose product is annotated as guided entry of tail-anchored proteins factor 4. The record is from RefSeq and is a predicted model, not a curated record. Gene Ontology annotation, cellular component: BAT3 complex; cytosol. NCBI's taxonomy places the organism in Eukaryota, Metazoa, Chordata, Aves, Galliformes, Phasianidae. Gene Ontology annotation, molecular function: protein binding. Gene Ontology annotation, biological process: protein insertion into ER membrane.
UGCCCGGCUCCGUGCGGGCCAGGCCUUCCGUAACACAGAGGCCCUCCCACCUCCCUCCUGCAGAGCCUGCGUGGCUCCCGAGACGACGCUGCAGUCCGGGAUAUCCCGGCCCCGAGGUAUAUGUCACAAGGAAAAUAUGUGGAAGCGAGAGAGUUAAUGUACUCAGGGGCUCUGCUGUUCUUCAGUCAUAACCAGCAAAACAGUGCUGCUGAUCUGUCCAUGUUGGUUUUGGAGUCUUUGGAGAAGUCAGAUGCAAAAGUUACAGAUGACCUUUUAGAAAACUUGGCAAAAUUGUUUAGUUUAAUGGAUCCAAAUUCCCCUGAAAGAGUGGCUUUUGUAUCCAGAGCACUGAAGUGGUCUAGCGGGGGAUCAGGAAAACUUGGCCAUCCAAAAUUACACCAGUUACUAGCCAUUACCCUGUGGAAAGAGCAAAACUAUAGUGAAUCUCGGUAUCACUUCUUGCACUCCACAGAUGGUGAAGGCUGUGCAAACAUGCUCGUGGAAUACUCCUCAUCCAGAGGCUAUCGCAGUGAGGUGGACAUGUUUGUAGCACAGGCAGUCCUACAAUUUCUCUGCUUAAAAAAUAAGACCAGCGCCUCAGUUGUUUUUACAACAUAUACACAGAAACAUCCUUCAAUAGAAAAGGGUCCGCCCUUUGUGCAACCACUGCUAAACUUCAUCUGGUUUCUGUUAUUGGCUGUUGAUGGGGGAAAACUAACAGUAUUUACAGUAUUGUGUGAACAGUAUCAACCGUCCCUGAAAAGAGAUCCCAUGUAUAAUGAGUACCUAGAUAGAAUAGGACAGCUUUUCUUUGGUGUUCCGCCCAAGCAGACAUCGUCCUAUGGAGGAUUACUAGGAAAUCUUUUAAACAGUCUGAUGGGAACUGGAGAAGAUGAUGACACAGAAGAUGGUCAGGAAGACAGCAGUCCUAUUGAACUGGACUGAGUAUUUUUGCCAUAGGGUGCCCUGUACACUGAUGGUUCCAUGACUCCAAAGACAGUUUUGGAAUUUGAAUCCUGCAGUUGUUUCUUGGCGCCUAAAAGGGCUCCUCCAGUCUUUUAGAAAUGGUUGCUGAAAUGUUUAUAAUGUUCGGUCUAUAUUAUUUAUGUAAACAAAAGAAAGAAAGCAACAAAAAGUAGCCAAAAGAACCAAUGGGAGCGAUUGUUAGCAGGUUUCCGAUGCAGCGCCUGGUGACUUUGAUUAAAAUAUAGUCGUCUACGGUUUCUGAUGCAGUAUUCCUUUUGCACAAUAACUCAGUAAUAUGGGUCUGCUCCACGACCUACCCAUUACCGUGUUUGUUACAAGAAGGCCUCCCUGACCUCUGCCAUCUGCAAGGAACAUCCUGAAAGCAGGGUGAGUCCCUGCGUAACUGAGGGGUGAGGCUGGUGCCAAAAGCCCUGCGAUGCGAGGAGCCCAGAGCACAGGGAGCUGCACAGCCAGGAUGCACUGACACCAGGAGCUCCCUCUGCUGCAGUGAGAACAGCACUGCCUGCGUCUAUGGUGAGCUGGCUCUGGCUGAGCCUAUGUGUGUGUUUAGCUGAUACUUCUGAAAAGCACAAGAUUGAAUUGCUCUCGAGUAAAAGCUGACCAGUGGAACGCAGGUAAUUGGCUCCACGCGGAUCUCUCUCGCCUAGGCUUAAAAAUUUGGCAUCUAAAAUACCUCCUCUGGCUGGUGGCUCUGCUCCUUUGGAACACUCUUUCUGAGUUCACAACCGUAUGUAACAGCGAACAGCCACGAGCAAUGUCUGCAUUUGAAAUGCAGCUACACGUAAAGAAAAGGGAUACUGCAGAACUUUUGGUUCUUUAUGAUAUAUUUAUUUUUCUUGGGUGAUUGAUUCAUUUAACACUUCGUGUAAAAAGGAUAAAUCAAUAAAUAAUGGAGUAAUUUCAACCCCAGUGGUAGGCAUAGCAAUUCUACAUCUCCUCUUUACUGCAGACCACUGAGUGGCGGUGGUGCAGCAAACAAAUGAAAGGGGGAAACGCUUUAUUUUUUCACGGUGAAAAUACGAAGGCUUAGAUUAAUAAACAGCAAUCAUGCAUGGGGGAGGGAGGGGUUCAUCAGACUUUACUGACUGUAUGAAAAAGAAAAGAAGGCAAUGAAAGGCAGAUUUUGUGUUAAUUGUGACGUCUCAAAUAAACACUUUAUACCAGGA